Messenger RNA from Gadus macrocephalus (Pacific cod), 3106 nucleotides. RefSeq names its product MICAL-like protein 1. The record is from RefSeq and is a predicted model, not a curated record. The coding region runs from base 762 to 2876 and encodes 704 amino acids. The transcript is spliced from 12 exons. Lineage: Eukaryota; Metazoa; Chordata; Actinopteri; Gadiformes; Gadidae.
CAUUUAAUGGAUAUGUAAUAUCUUUUUCGAUGCAUGUCUCUCUAUGAUUCUCAUAUGUUAAUGGAUUUGAGGAAGACGGUGUUCAGCAUGGCUUCAGCAGAGUUGUGGACAAACAACCGUGCAACGGACUUUUUCUAGUGAGCGGUCGUUUUAUUUUGCAAGUUUAAAUCACAGUAAAUUUGUAUUAAGGGCGAGAAAGUCGACCACCUGUGCAUCGUUUUCUGGAGACUUGACUGUUAUUGAGACAUGAAGAGGAGUUUUUAACGUUCUGCGACCAUCUCUCAAGGAGGCGGUGUUGUUUACCAACACCGCGACCCCUGAACCCAUCAAUGCAUUGCUCUCUGUCUGCAGGUUAAUCUCAUGAUGACUAAUCCCCCUCAGGAGAUGGACCCGCUGGCGUUCCGGCUUUCUUCUGGUCAACAAUCCAGACCCACAGACCAUAUCUACCUGUCAACACACCAGGCUGUCUCCUCCUCCUCCCCGGAGCUCUGGAACCUGCCAGACCGCUCCCUCCCAUAGAGCCGACGGACGCUCUGCCGAGCAGGACCCCCUGGAGAACCUUGUGGAUAGACGGCCACCACACUUCAGGUCAAAGGUCAAGGUGAAGAGGUCAACUCCUACCACAGUUUUGCGGACAGCCACUGAGGAGACAUUGUGGAUCGCGGGCCCGGAGUUUACAUCACACGGGGAAGGUUGCGAGUUAAACUCCCGUUAUCGCCCGGAACCCACCGUGGAGGGUCGUCGCCAUAACGACGUCAAGCAUGUCGAAGCCGCCAGCGCCUCCCGUUCCCGGGCCUCCCGUUCCCGGGCCUCCCGUUACCAUGCCUCCGGCUACCAUGCCUCCCGUUACCAUGCCUCCCGUUACCACGCCUCCCGUUACCACGCCUCCCGUUACCACGCCUCCCGUUACCAUGCCUCCCGUUACCACGCCUCCCGUUACCGUGCCUCCAGUUCCCGCCCCCAGGACCAAAAGACCCCCCAGAGGGAUCCCACCUCCUCCAGAUAAUUCAUCCCAUCCAAACCAACCUACAACCCCUCCUCAUCCCACCCUGAAAGCUAAAAGCAGGCACCCAUGGAUGACCAUGGUCCAUCCAGGUCCCUGGACCCAGCUUCCUCCUGCACCGUCUCCAUUCACCCCUCCAUGGGCCAGCUCUCUGCCCGGCCACCACAGAGGAUGGUUCAAGGCCAGGGUCGCCCCGCCCAACCCCUUUGCCGAAGCCCACAAGGUGGCUAACUACAUUGCUGGACGAAAGGCUUCUAAACAGCCAGCCAAUCAAACCAAGCGCUCCGAGCCCACCAGCCAAUCGAGGAAAGCCCCCAGUCCCGCCAAAGAAAAGUCGGGUGUUGCGGGCCAGCCAAGCUCAACGGAUGGGUCGAAUGCGGUUAAUGUAGCCAGUACUAGCAGCAUAGCCUCGCCCAUGGCACCGGCCUCGAUGGAUUCCUCAAACGCUCCUGGUUUGGGUAGCUCAACCCAGGAUGGCCCUCUGAGCGGACCAGUAGAAGGAGCUCAUCCACCUGGUUCUCUGACUGUGCCAGAGGCAGGGGCCACGGGUGGUGGGGCAGACACAGCAGGGGGGCGUGGGAGGCCAGACUUUGCAGGAACGAUUAGCCUCCGUGGCUCAGCUAGUGGGUACAGACCACCUGCUCCGGCUAGUUCUGGAGGACUAGGGAGUUUUGCAGACAUAGGUUGCGAGGUUCCUGGGGUACCAGACUUGGGGAAUGCUUUAUGUGGAUUGCCCAUUGAUAGGGGAGCGGAUAUAACAGCCCAAAGAGGUCUACCUGCUCCCAUUGAGGUACCAAUGGGAUUAUCUGGUUUAGCUAUCGAACUGGGGUUGCCUGAGGCGGCGGGACAAGCUACCUUGAUGGCUCUAUCAAGUAGUCCUGGAUUAGCGGGUGGCCCUUUGAGUAGCGGACUACCAGGUGCUAAUCCACUUGGUUCUUCUCAUCUUCCUGCUAUAGGCAGCCGGCUCGGCAAACCAGACUUAAUGCAGUCUGACAACUUGGGUGGCUUAUCUAGAGGUGUUGAUGUGGCUAGUUUUGUCGGACAGGGCCGUUCAGCGGACAUUGGAGACAGUCCUGAGGUACCGGGCGUACUGGGUGAGUGCCCUGCUGUGGGGGGCUUGAUGGAGUCUGCGUGCGCAGGUGCGUUUGCCGCAACCCCUGGACUCUCCUCCAUCCCCAAGAGCUUCUCCGUGCCGGCCAUCUUCUCUGGCCUGAAGAAGGGCAGGACGACUCUGUCCCUGAGCGAGAGACCCGACCCAAGACCUGCAGUUCCUCGAUCCAACACGAUGCAGGCCUCCCUCUCCAGCCGCCCGCAGGCUCCAGGCUACGGCUUUCCACCAAUCAAGAGGAAGGGGGAGCUGGAAGAGGUCAGCACGCGACUGGAGGAGCUGGAGUUGUGCGGCGCGCAGCUGGAGAGCAAGCUGAGAGACUGCAGAAAUAAAAAGGAAGAGGAGGCCAUGCUGACGGACUGGAUGGCUCUGAUCCAGGAGAAACAGACGCUGUUACGCAGAGAGGCGGAGAUCACCCAACUGACAGAGCAGAAGACGCUGGAGGAGAGGCAAGCUGACCUGGAGUACAAGCUCCGAUGUCUGCUCAUCAAACCAGAGAGUGAGUGGAAUGCUGAGGAAGAGGCCCAGGAGCAGAAGAUGAUGGAGGAUCUGGUGGCCGUCAUUGAGCAGCGCAACGCGAUCAUCAGCAGCCUGGAUGAAGACCGCCAAAGGGAAAAAGAAGACGAUUCUGUGCUGGGAGCCAUGAAAAACCAAGAAUUCCAGAAAAGGGGACUCAGUGAGCUGAAGAAAUCCAAAGGAAAGUUCAAGCCCAUGAAAGUGUUUCGGAUGCUAGGCGCCCAAGAAUCCAAGGACAAGAAGAACUGAACUGAAAUAUGUCCAGAACACCUGACUGUGUUCUGCACUUUAAGAGAAUAAUCAUACGUGAUCCAUUCAAUAUUUCGAUCAUCAGGGGAUUUAAGUUAUGUGGAGAUACAACACUGCAUUUUUAAGCAGGUUUUGUCCUCAUGACCAAAAUGAUAAUGGUCCUCAUCCAAAUCAUACUUAGCGGUAUAGAAAAUGCAAUUUAUUAAAUAAAAUGUAUGCAUUCAAAAUAU